CGCCAUCACGCUCCGUAUGCGAUGCACUCGCGUCCCAGCUUUGGACAAUGGCUUAGAGUCACUUGGUUGGAUAUCUUGACCAUGGUGGCCAUGGGAGCGAUUGGCCUCGGUGUCUACGAAGCCAAACCUGCACCGACACGCUCGUUCCCCGUCACCUUUUCCGAUGGCGAAAUUGUCUGGCCUGAAUUCGGUUACCCUCUUCGCAAGGAGAUCAUCCCCAUCUGGCUGGCGGCGUUUCUCGCCUCUAUCAUACCCAUCUUCAUCAUUCUCUUGAUGCAGAUCCGGAUUCGCUCGUUCUGGGACGUCAACAACGGCGUCAUUGGUCUCUUGUACUCUCUCAUCUGCGCGGCUGUGUUCCAAGUAUUCCUCAAGUGGCUCAUCGGCGGCCUUCGCCCUCAUUUUCUGGACGUGUGCAAGCCGGAUCUGAGCCGUAUCACAAAUUCGGAACUCGAUAGGACGGGAUACCAGCAGAUUUACUUCACACGGGACAUUUGCACCGGUGACCCAGAUCAGAUUGACGACAGCCUGGAAUCCUUCCCAAGCGGCCACACCACUGCCGCCUUUGCAGGCUUCGUCUACCUCUCACUGUAUCUCAACGCAAAACUCAAAGUAUUCGCUAACUACCAUCCCGCAAUGUGGAAGCUCAUCGCCGUUUACGCCCCCAUCCUCGGCGCAGUCCUCAUCGGCGGCGCCCUCACCAUCGACGAAUUCCACAACUGGUACGACGUCUUCGCCGGCGCAGUCAUCGGCAUCGUCAUGGCCUUUUCCGCAUACCGCAUGGCGUACGCGUCCAUCUGGGACUGGCGCUUCAACCACAUCCCGCUGAACCGCGGCGUGGCGUUUCCGUAUACCGUGGGGAAUGGUGACUUGUUCGAUGCGACGUUUACGAGGCGUGUUGGAUGGGGC
Messenger RNA from Trichoderma virens Gv29-8, 906 nucleotides. RefSeq lists its product as uncharacterized. NCBI's taxonomy places the organism in Eukaryota, Fungi, Ascomycota, Sordariomycetes, Hypocreales, Hypocreaceae. Gene Ontology annotation, biological process: phospholipid metabolic process. The transcript has 2 exons. The annotation marks the transcript as partial. The record is from RefSeq and is a predicted model, not a curated record. Gene Ontology annotation, molecular function: phosphatidate phosphatase activity.